Messenger RNA from Malassezia japonica, 312 nucleotides. RefSeq lists its product as uncharacterized. Gene Ontology annotation, cellular component: membrane; endomembrane system; endoplasmic reticulum. Lineage: Eukaryota; Fungi; Basidiomycota; Malasseziomycetes; Malasseziales; Malasseziaceae. The record is from RefSeq and is a predicted model, not a curated record. The coding region runs from base 1 to 312 and encodes 103 amino acids. The transcript is spliced from 4 exons.
AUGGGCAAGCUCGAACCUAGCACGACUCCUACGCAACCCCCUAAGGAUGACCCUUUUACACCCGAGCAGCUGGCGCAGUACAACGGUGCUGACCCGUCCAAGCCUGUGUACGUUGCUGUGAAAGCCCCUGGCAGCGGUUACCAUGUGUUUGCUGGCAAGGAUGCGUCCCGGGGUCUUGGUAUGUCGAGCCUUAACCCUGAGGACGCUGUGGCCGACUACUCCACGCUCGAUGAGGCGCAGAUGAAGGUCCUGAACGACUGGUUUGAGUACUACAAGAAGCGGUAUAACAUUGUAGGCAAAGUGGUCGCGUAG